GGCUUCCCCCUGAUGGUGUGCUGGCUGUGGCAAAGAUGAGCGGCACUGUGUUCUUCUCCUUUGUUCUCUUCCUGGGCAGCGAGUGGGGCGUAGAGCCCCACUCUAUCUCUAUGACUGAAGGUACCAUCACAAGUAUAUUGUCAUGGCAACUGGAGGGAUGGAAGACUCACAGGGAGCCUCAGCCAGGCCGGCUGGUGGGCCCCUCCUGCCGAGGCUGGGACGGUGUGGAGAAUGGCUUUCCCUCAAGUUCAAAGCAUCUCGAUGAAGAUUUGGCUAAACUGUUUGAUGAGAUCCUGCUGCAGGUGUUUCCCAGUCAUCUGGAUGACGUAUCCAAAGAUGCAACUACAGCUGGCAGACUGAUCACCUGGAGUGACGUGAAUGAAACUCAACUCAGCCCGAACAGCUUCAACAAUUCUGAACUGGCAUCAAGCUCACAUAAGCAAGAGGAACAUUUGGCUAAGAUAUUCGAUGAGAUCCUGCUGCAGGUCUCUUCUGCCGACCCAAAAUAUUUAUCAGAAGAAGGCGUGAGGACGGCUGAUGAAGCGGUCUGGUGUGGUAACCGGCUGCAGGCCCAGCGUCCAGCAGGGGGCAGUGCUGGUCCACAAGCAGAGGACACCGGAGAGAACCAGCUGUCUAUAAUUUGUGCUGUGUUCUGCAGACACGUCCAGAGCAACAUUGCCCACACGCUAUCUUUAGACAAGCACUCCAAUGCUCACACCGAGGGUCUGCCUUGCAGACAGAUGCUCAGCUUCCUUCAGAAGAACAUCAUUAUUGCCACCACCGCUGUGGCAGCAGUCCUCCUGGUCACAGUGCUUGUGGUGUUUGUACUGGUCACCUACAUAAGGCGGAAACAGCCAAGGUAUCCGCCGAUGAAUACGACGUACAAUAUUUUUAUAAUGAAUGGAAAGGGUUGGUGGCAAAAGUCCGAGGAAAAGCAUCUCAGGAAGUUCACAGGGAAGCAGAAACACCUGAAGAGUAAUUCCUUCGUGUAA
Messenger RNA from Phodopus roborovskii (desert hamster), 992 nucleotides. It is a transcript of the gene CUNH2orf92, whose product is annotated as chromosome unknown C2orf92 homolog. The transcript is spliced from 8 exons. The record is from RefSeq and is a predicted model, not a curated record. The coding region runs from base 36 to 992 and encodes 318 amino acids. NCBI's taxonomy places the organism in Eukaryota, Metazoa, Chordata, Mammalia, Rodentia, Cricetidae.